AUGCCUGCUGUAGAAGACGCAGACGAGACCUUACUUCUAGAUGAAAACGACUAUAUCGAUGAAAGUAAACUCAAGGUCGACGUGCUAGAAGAUGAAUUCAGACUGAAGUCUGAGAGUGACACUGAUCUAGAAAUUACAGAAGAAAAAUCUAAACCUGAAGCGAAUGAGAUAGAACCGCUAACAAGUCUUCAUGAACCCGAUUUUCUUGAUAACCCAGCUAAAAAUGCCACAAAAGCAUAUAAAAAUAAAAAGUUGUUGAACGGCUUGCAAAAUAAGUACUCUAUGGACAUUUGCAUGGCGGAGGAAUUACUCACCCAUGUAGUGAUGGACUGUCAGGAGCUAAGGCACUGGAAAGCCGUUACAUUGACCAGCAAGUUUGCAUAUCUGCGUUGGUUACCUUCCUCGCCAGAAAACCUCUCUCAACUUUCUACAGUACAUGCUGCAGCUAUCAAUACCCUAUCUGCAUAG
Messenger RNA from Arctia plantaginis, 468 nucleotides. NCBI's taxonomy places the organism in Eukaryota, Metazoa, Arthropoda, Insecta, Lepidoptera, Erebidae. The record is from the annotation of a GenBank genome assembly.